Pyrenophora tritici-repentis Pt-1C-BFP is the source of this 2157-nucleotide messenger RNA. RefSeq names its product archaeal coiled-coil protein. The record is from RefSeq and is a predicted model, not a curated record. NCBI's taxonomy places the organism in Eukaryota, Fungi, Ascomycota, Dothideomycetes, Pleosporales, Pleosporaceae.
AUGGCCGACGACGAGUUUGACUUUAGCGACGAUGACUUUGACCACCUGCCCACCAACACGCUGGACCACCUCGAGGCGAGCGCCUUGCGAGCCACACAGCACCAGGCGGACAAGACGCGCGAUCCGGAAUCCGACUAUGGCCUCGACGACGACGGUGAUGAGGUGAUCAAUCUCGACGAUGCGCCCCAGUACGCCCGCCCACAAGACGAAUAUGACCAUCUUGGCCAUGGCAUCCAAGUCCAAGACGCGCCGCGCACCUCGCAAGCCGACCCGAAUCACUUGCUCCAGCGGAUAAAGAAGCUAGAACAAGACAAGGCACGUGAGAGGCGCGAAGCCCAAGAGCUCAAGGUGAAGCUGCAGACAAAGGCUGGGGAAGCCGACACACUGCGUAGACGAUAUGACGCCGACACGCGACGACAUGAGCGCCAGCUUGCCGACCAGCAGCACGCCCACAGCGCCGAAGUGGCCAAGCUGCGCGCAGACAUGGACAAGCUUCGUCGCGAGAAAGAUGAGGUGACGACGGACAACAUGUUCAACCAACAUGAGGCGCGCGAGGCAGGCAUGACCCGACGGACGGCAAGAGCCAUGCCUUCCCGUCCCAAGUCGGCCGCGCCUGCAAUCAGCCCAGCACGCACACCGAGGAAGGUGCAGAAGACUCUCGGCACGCUUGGGGAUGGCUUUGACGACGACGACGUCGUCAUGGCGUCACCGUCAAGACACAAGACGGCGACGCCAAAGCAGCCUGGGAAGCGGAAGCGCCAAAUCGCUGACCAAAGCCCCAUACCGCUACCUGCUCUACAGUUGAGUGAGCCACGGAGCAGACGUAGAGAGCAGGACCCUCCACCACCACCAAGUACGCUUGCCGUGCCACAAAUACAUGGCGCCCUCCUUGACCACUUUCGACGUGACGACCGCCGAUUCACUCUCUUGCACCGUUUGCUUUCACAUCCCUCUUCAAACGGCACCGACCGCAUACUAGAAGCACUUACUCUGCACUCCUUUCCUUCGACGCCUUCCAAGAGGCUGUCUUCCACUGUCUAUGACGCUCUGGCCGAUAUCAACACACUCGAUGUACAUGAGCUAGCUUUGCACAUCUGUCACAUUUUCCUUGAUCUAUGGAAACAGUGUCACAAUGAGAAGCACUACACCCCGACCGCACUGAUACUCGAUGCACUUCACUUCCUCCUAGCCUGCGAACCUGUAGAAACUGCUGUCAAAAUCACUGAGCGCAUCGUGCCCCUCAUCAUCGCCACUGUAGAUCUCGUUGCAGACCCCAUCUCCAAAGCAGCCAAAGGCGGAGAAAAAGCCGUCGCUGAACUUUACUCAACCUGGCAGCGAGAGGUUGCUUCACAGAUAAAUGUCGAAGACUGCCUUGAGCUACUCCAUCUCAUAGCAAGCAGUUGCCUAUCUUCAUCUGACUCUGGCGCAAUCACCCGGCUCUGGCAAACUAUCCCGUCCUCGUUUGCCAUCAUGCUCUUGGUAAAGGAGCAGCCACAACAGCAAAUAACCCUCAUGUUGCGCAUCCUUGCCACAUCCGCUCUCACAAACACUCUCGGCCCAAUAACCACGGUCGACUCUACGCAAGAUAACCAGGCAAACAACGAAGAUGCUCUUCUCAAUCGUUUGACAAACCUGUUCACCGAGAUACCAAAGCCCGUACCUGACCCUUCCGCACAACCGACAUCACCACAAGCCAUCUCAGAGCCGGACCUCUGGGACCUCCGUCUGCUCGUCUUAUCCGUGCUCACACAAUUCUCUAUACCAGAGUACGGUUCAAGCCGCCUUGCUCAAAACCGGCUUUGCAUAGGCAGACUCAUCAAGUACCUCGACUAUUGCAUAACCAGUCUCUAUCGAUUUCCCAUCUCACCAACCCAAGACCACAAAGUUGACUCUAUCAAUGCGACCAUGAAGCUUAUUUACCACGUGGCUACGACGAAUGCUGAUUUUGACAUCAAGGGCAAGCUUGUCAACACUCUAGGUGGACAGCAUGCAUACUUGGUUGCUCUGACGAGAUUAGCCUUCAGCGAGGGGUUGGUUUUGGAAGCUGGCAUUGAGGACGAGGUAGUUAAUAUGGCACAUGACAUUCUCGACGAAGGCCUCAGUAUGGAAGAGGGCGAUGCUUUUGGAAAGGUUUUUAGUAGUGGGAGCACAACAUGA